Eruca vesicaria subsp. sativa (arugula) is the source of this 813-nucleotide messenger RNA. The record is from the annotation of a GenBank genome assembly. NCBI's taxonomy places the organism in Eukaryota, Viridiplantae, Streptophyta, Magnoliopsida, Brassicales, Brassicaceae.
GUUUUAUCUCGUUCAUAAGCGCAAGAAUCCAAGGGAAGCAAUGGCGGAACCGGGCGCGCCAGAUUGGACUAAUGAGUGGGGUGCACCUGUAUUUAUGCGCUACGAGCCUGGUUCUGAGCCUGUGGAAAAGUGUGACUAUCUUCCGUGCAUAAGACGACGUGAGGAUCAAGGACCGUUUCUCACGCCGGAAGAAGAGAAACGCCGCUUUAAAGAACAAGUCGAGAGUAGCAAGGGUUUUGACAUCAACUUUGAGGAGUUCCGCUGCGUUUUUAAUUACGUACCAGUUGAUUUCGAUGAAAACUACUAUUUCAAGGAUACAGACACCACCAUAGGAGUAAUAGAGAGGCUCUCUCGGCAAUCACUUGACCGAUACAAUAAAACAACGGGUAAAGGUUUUGAAUUUGUUGAGGUUAUCAAAGCCAAUACCCACCCGACCGGUACUGCUGCCGAUAUGUUUUACAUUACCUUUAGAGCUAAGGAGCCUUCAGAUGAUCAGCCAAAAGAGUUCCAAGCUAUGGUCUGCUAUUUCUGUUAUACCUCAAACAAGUACCAUUCGUGUGAACUGAAACCUGAGAAAAAAGUUCACUCCAUUGAACCGGCUGAGAAAGAAGAUGCCAAGAAAGUCAGGCCGAGAGAGGAGCUAUCUGCUGCCUAAUUAUAGAUGGUGGUGAGACGAUAAUAGUCCGAGUCUAGCUAUGUAACGAGACUUGUACAAGUUUUACCAUUUGCUUUGUUCGUUUGGUGUAGCUGAACACAAAUAAUAAACUCACUCAUAAAAGAAUGUUGAAUGAUCAUAUUUAAUUUCAUUUUCGG